Molecule: messenger RNA, 999 nt
Organism: Peniophora sp. CBMAI 1063
Lineage: Eukaryota; Fungi; Basidiomycota; Agaricomycetes; Russulales; Peniophoraceae
Source: the annotation of a GenBank genome assembly
AUGCCCAGCCGACCUCUUCGCCAAGGGAUCUACGUCCCGCUACCGACCUUCUUCAAGGACGAUGAAGAGCUUGAUCUUGAGGCGUACUAUAAACAUGUACAAUACACCGCCGCGCGCGGGAUCCUGCCUGUUGUCUGUGGCUCUAUGGGCGAAGCUGUGCACCUCGACCACGAGGAGCGCGCUUCGCUGAUUCGUACUGCGCGUCGGGCGCUCGACGACGCCGGUUUACAGCAGGUGCCUAUCCUUGCCGGUGCAGGCCAAGCGAGUACCCGCGAAACCAUCAAGUUGGCGAAGGAAGCUGCCUCUGCAGGUGCCGAUCAUGUCAUCGUCGUACCUGGAGGUUACUACGCAGGCGCCCUGAGAAGCAACCCAACCACGCUCAAGCAGUUCUUCGUGGAUGUCGCGGCUGCUUCGCCGCUCCCAGUCAUGUUGUAUAACUUCCCCGCCGUCGCAGGCGGCAUCGAUAUGGACAGCGAUCUCAUCGAGGAUAUCUCCAUUUCUGCACCGAACACUUGCGGCGUGAAGUUGACUUGUGGCGCUGUCGGCAAGCUCACACGCAUCACGGCCCUCACUACCGACCCAUCCUUCGCGGCAACGCACCCGCGUACGGACCCGAACGCGCCAUGGACUACUCUCUGCGGUUUCAUCGACUUCUUGCUCCCGGCUGUCUCGUCCGGUGCAGGAGGUGCGAUUACCGGGGUACCGAACUUUGCGCCUAGAGUAUGCGCGCGGUUAUGGGAGCUUUGCCUCAGCGACCCACUUGGGACGGAAACUAAGUGUCUGCAGAACCUUGUGGCACGCGCAGAUUGGGCAGCCUCUAACGCGAAUAUCCCGGGUAUGAAGCGUCUGCUCAACGAGCUCUUCGGUUACGGUCGUCUGCCUAGACGUCCAUUAGUCCCUAUCUCUGACGCCAAGGCGGAGGCAUUCCUCAGCAAUGAUCACAUUCAGGCUAUCUUAACUCUUGAGAGACAGCUGGAAGCGGAGGCGGGGCCGCUGUAG